AGAGGGGCCUCUUCGCAAAUCGCAAUUCCCACCACCACCACCACCACCACCAUCGCCACCGCCUACUCCUCCUCCUCCCAGAUCCACCCGGCCGCCGCCGCCGCCGCCGCCGCCCCCCACGCCCCGCGGCGGCGAGAUCCCUCCCCCGUCGCCCCACCCUGGAUUCCGUCGAGAAGAUCGUCGAGGACUUCGCCAUGGACCUCGCCAUCAACCCCUUCUCCUCCGGCACCCGCCUCCGGGACAUGAUACGGGCGAUACGCGCGUGCAAGACGGCGGCGGAGGAGCGGGCGGUGGUGCGGCGGGAGUGCGCGGCGAUACGGGCGGCCAUCAGCGAGGGGGACCAGGACUACCGCCACCGGAACAUGGCCAAGCUCAUGUUCAUCCACAUGCUCGGGUACCCCACCCACUUCGGCCAGAUGGAGUGCCUCAAGCUCAUCGCCGCCGCGGGCUUCCCCGAGAAGCGCAUCGGGUACCUCGGCCUCAUGCUGCUGCUCGACGAGCGGCAGGAGGUGCUCAUGCUCGUCACCAACUCGCUCAAGCAAGAUCUUAACCACUCGAACCAGUUCAUUGUGGGGCUUGCACUCUGUGCUCUUGGCAACAUUUGCUCCGCUGAAAUGGCGCGUGAUCUGUCACCUGAGGUGGAGAGGCUAUUGCAAAGUAGGGAACCAAAUACCAAGAAGAAGGCUGCCUUAUGCUCUAUAAGGAUCGUACGGAAGGUUCCAGAUUUGGCAGAGAACUUCAUGGGCUCUGCUGUUUCACUACUGAAGGAAAAACAUCACGGGGUUCUCAUAUCUGCUGUUCAGCUCUGCGCAGAACUUUGUAAAGCAAGCAAAGAGGCAUUGGAGUACCUGAGGAAGAACUGCCUUGAUGGUUUGGUCAGAAUACUGAGAGAUGUGUCCAAUAGUUCAUAUGCUCCUGAAUAUGACAUUGCUGGAAUUACGGAUCCGUUCUUGCAUAUCAGAGUGCUUAAGCUCAUGCGAAUUUUGGGUCAAGGAGAUGCAGAUUGCAGUGAGUUUGUGAAUGAUAUUCUUGCUCAGGUUGCAACAAAAACUGAGUCAAAUAAGAACGCAGGAAAUGCUAUUUUAUAUGAAUGUGUUGAGACUAUAAUGGGCAUCGAAGCUACUAGUGGUUUACGUGUGCUGGCAAUCAAUAUCUUGGGUAGAUUUCUGUCCAACCGUGAUAAUAACAUCAGAUAUGUUGCUCUGAACAUGCUUAUGAAGGCCAUGGAGGUAGACACGCAAGCAGUGCAGAGGCAUAGAGCAACAAUAUUAGAGUGUGUCAAGGAUGCUGAUGUAUCUAUUCGCAAAAGGGCCCUUGAACUUGUUUACCUUCUUGUCAACGAUGCAAAUGCAAAAUCUUUGACCAAGGAGCUUGUUGAUUACCUGGAAGUAAGUGAUCAGGACUUCAAGGACGACCUCACAGCAAAGAUAUGCUCAAUUGUUGAAAAGUUUUCCCAAGAUAAACUUUGGUACUUAGACCAGAUGUUCAAGGUUUUAUCUCUGGCUGGAAAUUAUGUGAAGGACGAUGUAUGGCAUGCUCUAAUAGUCUUAAUAAGCAAUGCAUCUGAACUCCAAGGAUACUCAGUGAGAUCAUUAUACAAGGCAUUGCUAGCUUGCGGUGAACAGGAAAGUUUGGUUAGGGUAGCUGUAUGGUGCAUUGGUGAGUAUGGUGAAAUGCUGGUGAACAAUGUUGGUAUGCUGGACAUAGAGGAACCAAUCACGGUAACAGAAUCUGAUGCCGUGGAUGCUGUAGAGGUCUCUCUUAAACGAUACUCUGCAGACGUGACAACUCGGGCUAUGUGUCUAGUAUCUCUCUUGAAGCUCUCUUCCCGAUUCCCACCGACUUCAGAGAGGAUAAAGGAAAUAGUUGCACAGAAUAAAGGGAAUACUGUGCUUGAACUACAACAGAGGUCAAUUGAAUUCAACUCCAUUAUACAGAGGCAUCAGUCUAUAAAAUCAUCUUUGCUUGAGCGGAUGCCUGUGAUAGAUGAAGCUAGUUACUUGGCUAAGAGAGCUGCUUCCACACAAGCAACUAUUUCAUCAGAUAAAUUAGCUGCUGCAGCAACUCCUGGAAGCUCGCUUAAGCUUCCAAAUGGUGUAGCAAAGCCACCACCGGCUCCUCUAGCUGAUUUGCUUGAUUUAAGUUCUGACGAUGCUCCUGCGACUACUUCCGCCCCUACUACAGCACCUAAUGAUUUCCUACAGGAUCUUUUGGGCAUAGGCUUGACUGAUACAUCUACAGCAGGUGGAGCUCCAUCAGCAAGCACAGAUAUUCUGAUGGAUCUUCUAUCAAUUGGUUCUUCUCCAGUACAAAAUGGCCCACCAACAGUAUCAAACUUUAGCCUUCCUGGUCAAGCUGAGACUAAAGUUGCACCUGUUACACCCCAAGUUGUGGAUCUUCUUGAUGGUUUGUCCUCAAGCACAUCUCUUUCUGAUGAGAAUACAGCUUACCCGCCAAUCACAGCUUUCCAGAGUGCAGCUUUGAAGAUCACUUUCAAUUUUAAGAAGCAGUCUGGAAAACCUCAGGAGACUACAAUUCAUGCUAGCUUUACAAAUUUGACAUCUAAUACAUUCACGGAUUUCAUCUUUCAGGCAGCUGUACCAAAGUUUAUCCAGUUGCGUUUGGACCCCGCUAGCAGCAACACGCUUCCUGCCAGUGGAAAUGAUUCUGUUACACAAAGCCUCAGUGUCACAAAUAACCAACAUGGACAGAAACCCCUUGCGAUGCGUAUCCGGAUAACUUACAAAGUGAACGGUGAGGACAGGCUGGAGCAAGGGCAAAUCAACAAUUUUCCUGCUGGAUUGUAGUUUGACCUGUGUCUAUAAUGUUGUGAUAGCUCUUCCAACUGCUGCAAGCAAAGGCGAGUUUUUCUUUUUACUUUUUUCUGCUCUUCCCCUUUUGCUUGCCUUCUAGUGAGUUAUGUACACGACUUAGCUGGUUUUGGCCAUUCAUUCUUCCUUUCUAUAUUGUAUAGUAGCCGGCAGCAAUUAAUGCUACAUCUUCAGUUUUGGCAAAAUGUAUUCAUAUGGUGCUGUAUAUCACUUGAGGAUAACUAAAAUUUUCAGCCUCCCCCUCA
This is a messenger RNA of Oryza sativa Japonica Group (Japanese rice), 3076 nucleotides long. Its product is annotated as AP-1 complex subunit gamma-2. Gene Ontology annotation, biological process: Golgi to vacuole transport; intracellular protein transport. Gene Ontology annotation, cellular component: membrane coat; AP-1 adaptor complex; Golgi apparatus. Gene Ontology annotation, molecular function: clathrin-cargo adaptor activity. NCBI's taxonomy places the organism in Eukaryota, Viridiplantae, Streptophyta, Magnoliopsida, Poales, Poaceae. The record is from RefSeq and is a predicted model, not a curated record.